This is a messenger RNA of Talaromyces amestolkiae, 561 nucleotides long. RefSeq lists its product as uncharacterized. Gene Ontology annotation, cellular component: extracellular region. Bases 1 to 561 code for a protein of 186 amino acids. The record is from RefSeq and is a predicted model, not a curated record. The transcript has a single exon. Lineage: Eukaryota; Fungi; Ascomycota; Eurotiomycetes; Eurotiales; Trichocomaceae.
AUGCAUCUUCUUAAGACGUUCGCCUUCCUCCCCCUUAUUCCUCUGGCCCUCUCCUCUCCAGCCCUUUCCAAGAGAGACGAAGCAUCCGUCCUCACCGGCAUCCAAAAGAUCGCAAACGCGACACUCACACUCAACAACACCGUCGCUAGCUACCCCGGCGGCAUUGAAGGCACAAUCACCGCCGUCGAGAUCCUCGCCGAUUCUUUCGCGGUCAUUAAUGCAAUUGUCAGCACAACCAACGACGCAAAACACUCUGCCAACUUCACUGAUGCAGAAUCGGAGUCCAUCGCCGAAGCGUUUAUUGGUUCUCUCGUGCCGGUAGUCGAGUCCAGCCUGACGACCAUCGAGGGCAAGAAAGCGGAUUUCGAGGAUGGAUUGCUUGGUAUUGCUAGUUUGACGGGUUUGGUGGAGACGAUUCUCAAGGAGCUCAAGAGCGAUAGUGAUAAAUUGGCGGCUGCAAUUGUUGCAAAGUUGACUCCUAUUUGGGCUGGAGUGGCGCCGCUGAUUGUGGCUCAGAUUGAUGAUGCUUUUAAUACUGCUAUCACAACUUAUGCUUCUUGA